Molecule: messenger RNA, 4274 nt
Organism: Oryzias latipes (Japanese medaka)
Lineage: Eukaryota; Metazoa; Chordata; Actinopteri; Beloniformes; Adrianichthyidae
Source: RefSeq, a predicted model, not a curated record
UCACUCACGGAUUAUCAGCGCUGGGUAGGUUGAGCACCGUCUGCGGCGCUGCCUGAGCGGGGCUCCACAGAAACUAGUGCUUUAAUAAAGACACCCGGUGCUCUCAGUUCCUUUUUUUUAUUCAAUCGUUUGUUUUGCCCACCCAUUUAAAAAAAAUUUAUUCUGUCCGGUCUGAAAUGACUCGGUCGAGAGAAACGCUACAGCGGCUCACCUGAAGAACCGGACACCGUUUGAACCUUUAAAAAUCCUUAUGUGAUGGCCUGCUUUUUCAUAUAAUUGGACGCUGUGUGGGAUUUUUGUUUGUUUUCCUGAUAAACAAGACAACAAGAGACGUCCUUCUCAUGUUACAAACAGAAGCGCGCGGUAAUGUAGGCUAGCAUCUCUGGACACAACAUCGCGUUGGUGUGCGCGUGCCACUGUGUUUUCCGUCAUCACCAGCGGCGGUAGUUGUAGAAGUUGUGGUGGACGCAGGGUUCCUCCCACCUCAACAUCUUGCCUCCAAGCGUGUGUUGUCGUUUUUUUGGGUAUUUUUUUUUUUUUGCCGGCUCGGUCAGGCUGUGUUGAGGCCGGUUGGGGAGGCAGAAGAUGGGACUACCCGCUCUGGAGUUCAGCGACUGCUACCUCGACAGCCCGCAGUUCAGGGAGAGACUGAAGUCUCACGAAGCGGAGCUGGAUAAAACCAACAAGUUCAUCAAGGAGCUGAUCAAAGACGGAAAAGCGCUCGUCCAGGCUUUGAAAAGUCUGUCAACAGCAAAGAGGAAGUUUGCAGAUUCCCUCAAUGACUUCAAAUUCCAGUGCAUUGGAGAUGCUGAGACGGAUGAUGAGAUAUGCAUAGCUAAGUCGCUUCAGGAGUUUGCAGCUGUCCUACAGAAUUUGGAGGAUGAGAGAACACGAAUGAUUGAAAAUGCCAACGAUGUGCUGAUUUUACCUCUGGAGCGCUUCCGGAAAGAGCAGAUCAGUGCAGCUAAGGAAGCUAAGAAAAAGUAUGACAAAGAGACAGAGAAAUACUGUGGAGUCCUGGAGAAGCACCUUAGCCUUUCAGCAAAGAAGAAAGAGGCACAUCUGCAUGAGGCGGACAAUCAGGUGGAUAACGUGAGGCAGCACUUCUAUGAGGUCUCCCUGGAGUAUGUCUUCAAAGUUCAAGAGGUCCAAGAGAGAAAGAUGUUUGACUUUGUGGAGCCUCUGCUGGCAUUUCUCCAAGGCCUGUUCACAUACUAUCACCAUGGUUACGAGCUGGCUAAGGACUUCAACCACUUCAAGACGGAUCUUACCAUCAGCAUACAGAAUACGAGGAACCGCUUUGAGAGCACACGCUCCGAGGUAGAAAGUCUGAUGAGGAAGAUGAAGGAGAAUCCCCAUGAACACAAGAGCAUCAGCCAGCACCUCAUGGAGGGAUACCUGUUUGUCCUGGAGAAGCGGUCAUUUGUGUCGACUUGGGUCAAGUACUACUGCACAUACCAUCGUGAACCUAAGAGGGUCACCAUGGUUCUGUUUGACCCUAAAUCUGGCGGGAAAAUGGGAGAGGAGGAGAGCUUCAUCCUGAAGUCCUGCACCAGGAGGAAGACGGACUCGAUAGAAAAGAGGUUCUGUUUUGAUGUGGAGGCAAUGGACAGGCCGGGUGUGAUCACCAUGCAAGCUCUGUCAGAAGAGGACCGCAGGUUGUGGAUGGAGGCUAUGGACGGCAGAGAACCGGUAUACAAUCUCAACAGAGACAGUCAAGCUGAAGGCAUGGCCCAGCUGGAUGUGAUCGGAUUUAAUGUGAUGAAGAAAUUCAUCUAUGCUGUGGAGACGCGAGGAAUUGAUGAGCAGGGAUUGUACCGGAUCGCCGGCGUUAACUCCAAAGUACAGAAACUACUGAGCCUGACUAUGGAUCCUAAAACAUGCGCUGAUGUUGAGCUGGAUAGCCCAGAGUGGGAGAUUAAGACGAUCACAAGUGCUAUCAAGCAUUACCUCAGAGUGCUGCCUGCACCUCUCAUGACCUACCAGUACCAGAGGAGCUUCAUCAAAGCAGCCAAGAUGGACAACCCAGAGACCAGAGUGACGGAAAUCCACACUCUCGUGCACCGGCUUCCUGAGAAGAACAGGCAGAUGCUGGAGCUGCUGGUGAAUCACCUCGCAAAUGUGGCCAGUCACCACCAUCAGAACCUGAUGACCAUCGCCAACCUGGGCGUGGUUUUUGGGCCGACACUGCUCCGCCCCCAGGAGGAGACGGUGGCCGCCAUCAUGGACAUCAAGUUUCAGAACAUUGUCGUGGAAAUCCUCAUAGAGCACCACGAGAGGAUAUUCCAGGACGUCCCAAAUUCUGCAGACGGUCCAAACAACAUGCCGUCUAACCAGUCUAGAAGAAGAAGCACAGAGAGUAAAGCGCCAUCCUGCAGCGAAAGACCUCUCACUCUGUUUCACACACCAACACACUCCCAGAAAGGUGAAAAGAGGAAUAGUGUUGCUGACGUGCAGAACUCCACCAACUGCAACAACUGCAGCAGUAGCAGCAGCAGCAGCGGCGUCGGCGGCGGCGGCAGCCACAGUCACACCCCAAGACACAGCCUGACCAGUAAUGACGGCGAGCCGGACAGCCGGCAGACCCGACCCAGCUCGCUACUGUAUCCUAAAGGUGGAGGAGGCAUCCCCACCAGCACCACGUCUCCCAGUCCCGCCUCGCCGCGGUCUCCCUCCUGGCCCAUGUUCUCCGCCCCUUCCAGUCCACAUCCAGUGUCCUCCGCCUCCAGCGACUCCUCUCCCGCCAGCGUUUCCGGCAGGAAGGCGAUUGCGCUUUACGCUUGCAAGGCAGAGCACGAGUCGGAGCUGUCCUUCAUUGCAGGGACGGUCUUUCUGAACGUUCACGCGUCCAGGGAGCCCGGCUGGCUGGAGGGCACGCUGGACGGUCGCAAAGGCCUGAUCCCGGAAAACUAUGUGGAAUUCCUAUAAUGACCAAAACCCAUCCGGACGUUAGAUUUGUACCUGAAUGAAACUGGAUAAUGUUGUUUCGUUUUUAAAAAGGAGGGAUUUUUUUUUGUGUGUGACUAAAAUGGGAAGUCGAAUCCGAGCAGGUGAUGGAACGGAGACUUUGAAUUGCACUGGGAGGGAAGGAAAAGCUAUCGUAGGAUUUCUGGGGAUGUUUUUCCCAAAAAACAAUCCUGAAGAUGAUGUGGGAAUUUUUGUGUGUGAGGGGAAAAAAGAGGCGUUUUAUGGGAGAUGUAAUUGUACAAAUAAUUUGACGUUUUAUCUGAGGUUCAAGGUUUUUUGGUCUAAAUCAGAUCUGCACUGCUGCCGCUUUAGCAUCGCUUCUCUCUAUUAGCAAAACCCACAGAAACAGGAUAAAGAGGAGCUAGCUUCCUACUGCUUAGUUCAUCUCCUCGGCCUUGGAGUCAUAGCCAAUCCUCUCUUCAGGACAACUGAAACACCAGAGUUUGGGCGUGCAGCUGGAUUUGGAGGCGCUUCUUGUGGUGCUCAGCAAUUCCAGACUAAGCCUGGCUGAGCCGGACCCUCAUGCAGAGAUGGGACGGUCUGGGACGGCUGGGCAGUGGGCUCCUGGUUUCUCGGUUUGUCCCCGCUGAGCUCUCCGAAAAGAAAAGAAAGUUCAUCGAGGAAAGCUGCGUUUUACUGUGACGUACAGGAGCCCAUCUUGGCUGCAUCAAUGUACAGCAGCUGACUUUCAGGUUUGGAGGCUUUGAUCUGAGCAGCCCAGAAGCAGAAUCCAGUCGGUGGCAUUGAACCCGUUUGUGAAGCUGCCGUUGACGGUGAACGUUCAUUCACCGUGGCACAAAACUCCAGAGAGGCGGUUUCUGUCUGCCAUGUUUCACGUAAACAUCUGCUUUGGUGAACGCCGUCAGUCUGUAACCACGUAGUGAACAUUUUUAGUCAAAGAUCUGCACAGGAAAAAAAAUUAAAUUGUUAAAACCUUUUUGAUCUUUUUUUAGCAUAUCAAUAAAAAAUAUUAAAUAAGGGCGGGCCUAAAUAAAUAAAUAAAUAAAUAAAAACAAUGUGAAAGGAGACUACUUUGUUCAUAUCUCAGCUUAUGUUUGUUAUUUUCAUAGAGGAAUCCUGGACUGUUUUCUGUUUGAGGUGUUUAUUGAACAUGUAAAUAAAUAAUAAUUGAUGAGGUAUACAUUUCUUUUUAAUGAUGAAAUUUUAUAUUUUGUAUUUCUAGCUUACUAACUUAAGUCUAUCUUUGUUGGCUGAUUUUUUUUGUACUCCCAGUCUCUCCACAGCCUUAAAUGUUCCUGCAGAUGUUUGGUGACGGGUUGUGCAGAAUUAAAGGGAAUCCUCAGAAA